Molecule: messenger RNA, 3107 nt
Organism: Pseudomyrmex gracilis
Lineage: Eukaryota; Metazoa; Arthropoda; Insecta; Hymenoptera; Formicidae
Gene: Galphao
Product: guanine nucleotide-binding protein G(o) subunit alpha
Exons: 9
Coding region: 1455-2519 (354 amino acids)
Biological process (GO): adenylate cyclase-modulating G protein-coupled receptor signaling pathway
Cellular component (GO): heterotrimeric G-protein complex
Molecular function (GO): G-protein beta/gamma-subunit complex binding; GTP binding; GTPase activity
Source: RefSeq, a predicted model, not a curated record
GCCAGUACGCGUCCAGCUCGCCGCCGCUGUUAAGAGAGAGAGUGAUUUUUGCGGAGCACAGCUCCCGGGCCGCGUAAUCCCCCCCUCGAUAUUCCGGAAUAACGCGCGAGCGAGGUCCUUCGACACGAUAGUCACUCGAUCUCGGAGAGCACGGCGCGGAGCCUUCUGUUCUCCCUCGCGCGUUCAUUUUCGCACGAAGGAGACAGACGAGUCGCGUCGCGCGAACUUUCCCGUGAUCGUGCGGAGACAAAUUGCCGGCCGCCGCCAAAAAGGACCUGUCACAGCUCUCGGAGUCAUCCGUGUCAUCUCUGAUCGUCGCUUUCCAGUCCUUCGCGAUUGUUUCACGUUACGGUUGACGGCGACAUCGUAUCUCUACGAUCACCCGGCGCACUUUCGACUGAAAUCGGUCGAAUCUACGUUAGAAAAAAACGAGAGAGAAAAAGAACGAGCGGACAGACGUAAAACCGCUAGAAAGAGAGCAGCCGCCGGAGAGCGAGAGACGCGAUAACGAACCAUAUCUAUCGUUAGCGCGCACGCACGCUCCCUCAUUAGGUCGCUCGCUCGAUCGCUCGCUCUCGCCCGCCGUGUGUGCUGCUGUCAUCGCUGUUGCUGCCGCUAUUGCUACCGGGGACACACGAGUUUCCUCGCACGCAAGUUUGCCUCGCCUUAUUGUUCCUCUUUCCGGAGAUUUCGGUCGAGAGAGUGAAAAUCCUCGACCGUUUCGGUUUCUGCCGGAAACCGUUUUCCCGAAAUAUCGAUCAAAUAAGCACAAAUUGGCGUGAAAAGAAAAAACUACUCAGAGGAAGACCCCGAGGGUGAGAGAGACAAACGGAGUUCGUGACGGAGAAAAAGAAACCGCAGGACGACGGCAAGAUAAUCCCGACGUCAUCCAGGAUAGGCGAACGAGGCGCAGUUGAAUCGCGCGGCUAAAUCGGCGCAAGUGUGGCGGUGACUAGGACCGCGUUCGGGUGGCUGCGGUCGCCCAGAUAGUUAGGGGACCACUCGGUGCCGGUUACCAAUAGUAAGCCGGUUGCCAUCGACGAAAACGAAGACGAAGACGAAGACGAAGAAGAGGACGACGACGGCGGUGGUGGCGGAGGAGGAGGAGGAGGCGGCGGCGGAGGAGAAGAAGACGGUGCCGGAGAAGCAGGUGUCAGUGGUGUUAGCGCUCAAAGAAUUGUGGUGGAUGUUUUUUACGGUGUUUAUUAAUCACUCUUGUGGUGGCUACUACUGCCGUGUUGUUGGCGGCGACGGUGACAAGUGCCAAGUGCGACAAAGUGGACGACAGUAAGGAGACGAGAAAGAGUAGGAGACAGAGUUGUCAGGAGACGACGAGACAAGAAAUCGUCUCACUCUCUUCGUGGCGACGGGGCCACUACGUGGCCGCGCGGUUUAGCAGCAGGUGAGGAAGAAAGUUCGUGAGGGUGGCAUUUGUGAAAGCAACGUGCAGCAAGAUGGGCUGUGCUAUGUCCGCGGAAGAGCGGGCCGCUCUGGCUCGCAGCAAGCAGAUCGAAAAGAAUCUCAAGGAGGAUGGUAUCCAAGCGGCCAAGGACAUCAAGCUCCUGCUGCUUGGAGCGGGCGAAUCCGGCAAGAGUACGAUCGUGAAACAAAUGAAAAUUAUCCAUGAGAGCGGUUUCACACCAGAAGACUUCAAGCAGUACAGACCUGUCGUGUACAGUAACACGAUACAAUCUCUAGUCGCUAUUCUUAGAGCAAUGCCUAAUCUAGGCAUCAGUUUUUCAACAAAUGAACGAGAGACGGAUGCAAAAAUGGUGUUCGACGUAAUUCAAAGAAUGGAAGAUACGGAACCCUUUAGCGAAGAAUUACUGGCGGCUAUGAAAAGGCUGUGGUCCGAUAACGGCGUGCAGGAGUGCUUUGGCAGGAGCAAUGAAUAUCAAUUAAAUGACUCCGCGAAAUACUUUCUGGACGAUUUGGAUCGAUUAGGAGCCAGAGAUUACCAGCCGACGGAACAAGAUAUUCUCAGAACCCGAGUAAAAACGACGGGAAUCGUGGAGGUCCACUUCUCAUUCAAAAACCUCAACUUUAAAUUAUUCGACGUAGGUGGUCAGAGAAGUGAGCGUAAGAAAUGGAUACAUUGUUUUGAAGAUGUGACCGCAAUUAUUUUCUGCGUGGCGAUGUCCGAAUACGAUCAGGUCUUGCACGAGGACGAAACGACGAAUCGAAUGCAGGAGAGCUUAAAAUUAUUCGAUUCGAUCUGCAACAACAAAUGGUUUACCGACACGUCGAUUAUUCUCUUCUUGAAUAAGAAGGAUCUCUUUGAGGAGAAGAUCCGCAAGUCUCCUCUCACGAUCUGUUUUCCUGAAUAUACCGGUGCGCAAGAAUAUGGCGAAGCAGCCGCAUAUAUCCAGGCUCAGUUCGAAGCAAAGAACAAGUCGACCACGAAGGAGAUCUACUGCCACAUGACCUGCGCUACCGACACGAACAACAUUCAAUUUGUGUUCGACGCAGUCACAGACGUUAUUAUCGCCAAUAAUCUUCGUGGCUGCGGUCUCUAUUAGGCUAAUUCUGUAUUCUACGUUAAGCGGAAACGAAGGAGGAAAACAUUAUUACGAUAUGACUGGCCGGAUGACAUUUUUCAGCGGGUUCGAGGCUCGUUUCGGUUCCAUUCCGGCUCGAGAAAAAGAGGACGAGGGAAAGAGAGAGACGAAGAGAGAAAGAUGAUUGCUUUCGUUAACAGCAGAACGUUUAAGUUUGUCUUGUCUCAUGCCGACGAAUUUGAUGAAAAGUCGACGUUGUUAAGUCGACGUUCGUGAUGUCGGUCGGUGACACCGAUGAAUGUUCCUCGAUGAGGACAGCAUGGGAAGACGAUUGAUUUACGAAGGUAACGUGUACUCUGAGAAUAAGAUGACGAGUUGUCAUCAUUGGCUCCGAUCCUCGGGUGAUUCAGAGAUCGUUUUCACGGGAAACGAGACCGAAGCGACUGAAAGCGACUGAUUCAUUGACGGUUUUGUGAUCUUAGUGUGUGCAUUAGAUAAAUGAAAAAAAUCUUAUUUAUACCUUCAUGUUUUAAUUCGUCAAUUUUAUAUCAAACAUUCUUAUCGCGAUCUUCGGCUUCGUUCUCAUUUCGCGAGAAAUGCUUGAGCAUU